Molecule: messenger RNA, 1252 nt
Organism: Colletotrichum scovillei
Lineage: Eukaryota; Fungi; Ascomycota; Sordariomycetes; Glomerellales; Glomerellaceae
Product: HET domain-containing protein
Exons: 4
Coding region: 65-1093 (342 amino acids)
Biological process (GO): protein K11-linked ubiquitination; anaphase-promoting complex-dependent catabolic process
Cellular component (GO): anaphase-promoting complex
Source: RefSeq, a predicted model, not a curated record
UGCUCACUCACGAAAGGUGUGUGGCCGCCAAUCUCAUACGCCAAUGUUGCUCCUGAGCUGGUGAAUGGAAAUGGACGACCGACGGCGGGGCAACAUCCAUGGCGGCCGUCCACGGCCUGACCUGCGAAGCCCCGAGCAGCUCACCCAGAACGGGUUCGACCUCGAUGCUGAACCUGGAAGCCAAUGGUCGGGCGAUUAUUACGACCGCCGAGCGACACGAGCUCUUGGUCCCAAUGGCGGCUCACGUCAAGACGAAGACGAUUCUGAUGACGGCGAGGCAUUCCCACCGCAACGCGUUGACUGGGAGGCCAUGAGAGCUGGCGCCAACAUGGAGGAGUAUCUACGAAGCCAGCCCAUCCCGGAGUAUUCUGACGAGGAGGGCAUCAGCAUGCCACUCGAUGACCUUGGCGAGAUCUCUGGCACCGACACUAGUGUUGAGGAUGGAGAAAACGGCGACCAAGUCGGUGACCAACAAGAUGAGCCCGAAUUCGACCCCCUCGCUGUCGGUCUGAAAGAGAUUUCAAAUCUGGGGAAAUUCACCGUCAGCAGCCACAAGCAGGGGAACGGCGUCGACCAGCUUCGCGACGACAGCUUGAAAACCUAUUGGCAAUCCGAUGGUCCUCAGCCGCACAAGCUUACAGUCUACUUCAUCAAGCGAGUCGGCAUCAGGGACAUUCGCUUCUACGUAGACUACAAUGAAGAUGAAUCUUACACACCAACCAAGAUCAUCUUCAAGUCCGGUACCAGCGAGAACAAUCUCAUUCAAUUUGCCACAAUGGAGCUCUCGACACCAUCUGGCUGGCAGAUCGUUCCAGUCGACGGCGCUGGCGGCGGCCCCGACGGCAACACGCUGGUUUCCUACGUGUUCCAAAUGCAGAUACUUGAGAAUCAUCAGAACGGCAAGGAUACGCACCUUCGUUCUAUCAAGAUCUACGCCGCGGACACGGACACCCCUAGCAUCGACGCGGACAUAUCGAACCGCCGAGCUGUGAGUGAGGAACCAGACGAGGAACCUACAGACCCCUGGGAUCUCUCCGUUCUCGAGGCUGGCCUGUCUGUUCCAGAUUUCAUGAAGGAACCAGAGAUUCGAUGAGUCAAUGGAACUUGCUUCUUGAUCCACGAAGUCGACACUCGAGUGAGCCACAGCCUCGGCCAAUUUGGCUGGACAUGUCACUCAAAGGGCGAGGGCGUUAGCGUGUUAUGGGCUGCAUAUGACACUGCAAUUAUUCUUUUUGCUGUAAUGAUACCCAAA